AUGGACGUCUACCACAGUCAGGGAACCGCGCGCCCAGCUAUGGUAACACACGGAAGAACCCCAGACUACCGGGCCGAAUACAGACUCUCAAGUACCUAUGCGGGUGGAGGUCAAAAUACCCGCUCCCUGCGAAACUAUAACUCUCGCACUGAAGCGUUGGGCUGCUACUUAUCUCCCGGAAGGUGGUAUAUUGGCAAUAACAGGGCUAGUAUCAUCAACGGUUUACCAACACUGCAACAAAACACUCCAAACUACGCAUUGAACUUAGAAAGACUGAAUGCCUGGCUCACAUACCAAGGCGUGUUUACUACCGCUAUAUUGUCGCGGGUAUUUCCUGGGGCUGAGCUCGUCGAUGCUACAACUGGCUGGGGCACCCCACGUACAAUUUGGGCCACCUUGUACAGCCCUGAAGAUGGUGCAUUUGAUAAUGACUGGUUGCCAAAUGGGGAUACUCCACUAGAUCCAAGGGAUGCUGAUGCUUGA
This is a messenger RNA of Penicillium malachiteum, 483 nucleotides long. RefSeq lists its product as uncharacterized. The transcript is spliced from 2 exons. NCBI's taxonomy places the organism in Eukaryota, Fungi, Ascomycota, Eurotiomycetes, Eurotiales, Aspergillaceae. The record is from RefSeq and is a predicted model, not a curated record. The coding region runs from base 1 to 483 and encodes 160 amino acids.